GCCUCUGUGCUCCGUUCAGCCCUGAGCAGAGUAAACGGAGGUCGAUGGUCGGGACCACUUGCUGGAUGGCACCCGAGGUGGUGAGAAGAGAGCCAUACGGCCCCAAAGUGGACAUCUGGUCCCUUGGCAUCGUGGGAAUAGAAAUGGCCAAAGGAGAGGCUCCUUAUAUUCGGGAAACCAGUGAGAGGGCUAACUACCUGAUAGGCAAGCAAGGCGUACCAGACCUGCACAAGCUCAGGCUGCCCUCUGGCUUGUGUGAAUUUCUGGGCUGCUGCCUGCAGAUGGAUGUGGACAGGCGAGGCUCUGCCAAGGAACUUCUGCAGGUACAAGGCAAAGCGGCUGCAGCCCAAAGAGCUGUUCCCUGUCAGGGUUUGUUCCUCGGCCAAACUCCAGGGCUUCCGAUGCCCCCCCCCACAUAG
Molecule: messenger RNA, 419 nt
Organism: Vidua macroura (Pin-tailed whydah)
Lineage: Eukaryota; Metazoa; Chordata; Aves; Passeriformes; Viduidae
Product: serine/threonine-protein kinase PAK 3-like
Exons: 2
Coding region: 45-419 (124 amino acids)
Biological process (GO): regulation of MAPK cascade; intracellular signal transduction; protein phosphorylation
Cellular component (GO): cytoplasm
Molecular function (GO): ATP binding; protein serine/threonine kinase activity
Source: RefSeq, a predicted model, not a curated record